AUGGAUAAUACGUAUAAGGUCAACCGCUUUAACAUGCCGCUUCUACAGAUCAUUGGCACAACAGGGCUACACAAGAGCUUCAGUGUAGGCUUUGGCCUCACUGCCAAGGAAGACGAAGGCGCGUUCCAAUGGAUCCUCUCACAGUUGCGUGAGGCUGGUCGGCAGGCUGAUAUUCCGGACCCGGGCGUUGUGAUUACCGACUUUGAUACCGCCCUGAAGAACGCCCUUGACUCUAUCUUCCCAUCAACGCAACAACAAGUGAUCCUCGAUGGCACCGAGAUUGGCGGAGAUAGGCCAGAACAGGAGACUCGCCUCGCUGCAGCAGCCGCUCUCGACGACCCUAUACAGGCAGAUAAUGCCAUUGACGAGGACCGACCUAUCGACCGUGCCACUGAUUACCAGAUUCAACAUGCCUCACAACUGGCAGAUCAAGUUUUCGGAUCAGCCAGCUCUCGUUAA
This is a messenger RNA of Hirsutella rhossiliensis, 459 nucleotides long. RefSeq names its product MULE transposase domain-containing protein. Bases 1 to 459 code for a protein of 152 amino acids. The transcript is spliced from 4 exons. Lineage: Eukaryota; Fungi; Ascomycota; Sordariomycetes; Hypocreales; Ophiocordycipitaceae. The record is from RefSeq and is a predicted model, not a curated record.